AUGAGGAAGCGCAUAUUCAUCCUCGGUCCCUCCCAUCACGUGAGGCUUAGCGGCUGCGCGCUGUCAUCCCUAGACAAGUAUUCUACACCUCUAUACGACCUCAUCAUAGACAAACAGAUUUACGCAGAGUUGGAAGCGACGCGACAGUUUGAGUGGAUGGAUGUAAAAACGGAUGAAGAGGAGCAUUCUAUAGAGAUGCAUUUACCUUACAUAGCUAAAGUUAUGGAGGAAUAUAAGACUGGAUUCACUAUUAUACCUAUACUGGUCGGUUCUUUGACCCCUGAGAAGGAAGCAAAAUAUGGCGCCAUCCUCGCCCCAUACUUGGCUGAUCCUCAGAAUCUGGUUGUGAUCUCAUCCGACUUCUGUCACUGGGGCUCUCGCUUCCGGUACACGUGGCGUGAUAACUCCCGCGGCCACAUCCACCAAAGCAUCGAGUGGCUCGACAAGCAGGGUAUGGAUAUAAUUGAGAAAAUGGAUCCCCGUUCCUUCACGGAGUAUCUUAGCAAAUACGGGAACACAAUUUGUGGAAGACAUCCCAUAGGAGUCCUAUUACAGGCAAUAUCGAAACUUCAAAGUCAAGCCAAUUGUCCCAGGAUGGCGCUGAAGUUCUUGAAGUACGCCCAAUCCUCGCAGUGUAUGUCCACCCACGACUCCUCGGUAUCAUAUGCGAGUGCUUCCCUGGUUGUCGAAUAGUGGGCCCGGUUUCACAAAUAAACAAUAUGUGUUAGAUUUAAGUUUAUUUGCACUUAUAUGGUCUGAAA
Leptidea sinapis is the source of this 761-nucleotide messenger RNA. Its product is annotated as protein MEMO1. Lineage: Eukaryota; Metazoa; Arthropoda; Insecta; Lepidoptera; Pieridae. The coding region runs from base 1 to 693 and encodes 230 amino acids. The record is from RefSeq and is a predicted model, not a curated record. The transcript has 7 exons.